This is a messenger RNA of Porites lobata, 11751 nucleotides long. Lineage: Eukaryota; Metazoa; Cnidaria; Anthozoa; Scleractinia; Poritidae. The record is from the annotation of a GenBank genome assembly.
CCUCAAAGCUGUACGCAAAAAUGAAGAAAUUGCUGCUUUCUUUAACGGUACGUUUCAAAAGUGUUGGUUAAAUUAUUUGUAUUUGUUGUAUUGUAUAUAGGAACGUAAGGGUUCAAAGUGUUAUAUACCAAAACCUUAAGUGCUUCUUUUUUCUAAUUUAUUACUAAACCUUCAUGCACGAUAGAUUUAACAAAAGAGAUCUUUGAUCUCCUUGGUAUCUUCAAAGAGCUAAGGAUCUAUUGGCAAAUAAUUGUGCGGAAUAACUGCGGUGCAUAUACAGCUGCAACCUUUGCACAGACAUCAAAACGACAUAAAUAUCAAGUCGUUUUAGGUUUAUUUAUUGCAUAAUGUUAUCAGCAAAUUUUUAAUGAGCUUUCUUCGCUGUAGGAAUUUAGCUGGCAUGAUGAGUGAAAACCAGGUUCUCAAAUAAAAAAGAUCUUUCAGUAUAUAUAUAAAAGCACUCUCUGUUUUAAAAUGUAGUUUAUUGUAAGUUUAAAAAUUGACCAAAGUCAGAAAGGAUUUCAUUCAAAUGACUCCUCAAGUCUCGAUCGACGUCUAUGUUUCGAGGCCGCAAAUAAACGACAAAUAACGUCAAAAAUGCAAUUCCUUUAUUAUUCAAGCAAAUAAAGUUAACAACCCCAAAGUCAACAAUGAUUUUUGGAGGAUUUUAAAAUACGAAUAGAAGGUGAAGGGCCUGAAGGUGCUGUCAUUGUAGAGGAAGGCUGAUUUCUUUUCUUGAAUAUUCUACAUUACUCCUUCAAUCAGAGGGUGGAUUAAAGUCUUGCUAAAAUUGAGCCUACUUCGGAUACUUUGUUGUCUUUGCCUCUGCUGCGAAAAAAAAGGAAAAAAAGCUCCAAACUUUUGCACAUUUAGCGAGUGAGCUAGUGAAUUUUAAUGAGCUAGCUACUUGUCAGAUCUUAUUCUUAGUUGAAACAAUGAAUUUCGUUCUAUAAAAAUUUGUAUUCUGGAACUCUAAGUGCAUAAGCUUUCUGAUCUUUCCAGAUGUUACUAAACAAUUCCUGACGGCUAUGGCUAAAAUCAUAAUUUUCAGCGCUGGGUGCACUGUUGAAGGAGUGUGCAAUGCAUUCCUUGCAUUGUUUGAAUAAUCAAUUAAUAUAGCAGAAUGUGCGACCUCGCUUCGCCGCCGCCAUAUUUUCAUUCUGUCUGACCUCUAGAUGGAUUAAUUUGCUCUCGGUGGUCCCGAGUUCAUAUCCUCAACCAUGCUUUUAAAUAGCCCGCUGGUUUGCCUCCGGCCAGUUGGGAUUCUUAACUCUGUCAAGUUUGAUUUAGAGAAUUAGUUUCAGGAAUUUGCUCGGCCCCACUAGCAUUUAAUAGAGCUAUAAAUACUGCCGAGUGCAAAUAACGGAAUUAAUUAUUUAUUUAUUUAUUCUGCCAUUCUACCCUCGUACGCUAUGUUACGCUGCGAUCAUCUCUCUUAUUAUAGUUACAAUUCCGUUCCAACAAAGCCAAACCAUUUGUUAUGAUUUGACAGAAUGUACAGUUCCAGUCCGAGGAAACAAUUGAAAACCUCGCACAAAUGAGCCAAGUCUUUCUUGACAAAGGAAAAUUUGUGCGUAGGAAAACUUGAGAACUUUAUCCUUCUCAAGGAACUUGUGGAUGUAGUUUUGCAACGAGAAAGUUUGAUUCCCUCCUCGCAAAUAAAAAAAGAAAACGAAAAAAAAAAACACUAGCUCUUGCAGAUGGGGCUUAUAAUAGAAUUUCGAUAUGGUCCAUAAAUUAGUAACCUCUAGUAGUUUUCACAUUCAAAUAUCCAUUUUUGAUGUUGAUAAUAAACUCCAAUAAUUCAUUUAUUUGACAGCUGUUGUUGGCAUGUUUGUUAACCUCAGAGUCGGCUCACAUUCCUUAUAAGGGCUUCAUGAAAGACCUUGAUGAAUUGGUAGAAAGCAAGUACUUCUUUAGACCUCAAGAACAACGUAAGUGUCGUAUUAAGAGUAGCAGUAACUGUUGGUUAGGAAGGGUGGGCGAGCAUGUGGAUUUACCCUAGAGAUGGUCGAGAUGUGAUUGAUGAAUUGAUGAAAACCGUCUUCAUUAUGAACUAGACUCGCGUGUGGGCGACGUCACUGGGCUGCCCGACAUAAAACCUGUGUUGAAAACGAGAAGUUUUCUAAAACAGACAGCCAACAGCUUCUGGCGGAGCUCGCUCGCGCGCAACAGAGCACCAUGGGUAAGAAAAUUUGGAAAAUUGUCCAUCUGAGAAAAUUUGGUAUCACAUUAGAUCUUUUACCUGUCUUCCUAUUAAAACAUACUGUUAAGUUCCCAUGGUAGCGACCCUAGUUACUUUCGGAAUUAGCAGUCUUCGGGGUUCGUUACUCUCGGGGGGUCGUUAUUUUCGGGGACCAAAAACCGACGUCAACAUCGAUAGGCUACCGGACUACCGAACGGGUGAAUCAGCCGUUGUAGAGGAAAUCGAAUUCUUCUCUGACUCAGGAGCGAGGAAAGCUAAAGUUCGUGCGUUUAGUCCACGACAAAAAAAAUGCGUUUUAUAGUCAGGAGCUCUCCGGGUGAUGGGCUCGUCUUAUUGUGCAGUAUGCAGAACUUUCAGUUUUACCUUGAAGAAACGUUCAUGUUCUUUAUAUGAACUUUAUAUCAGUAUCGUUUUUACAUUGUGCAAUCUGUGAACUGAUGUUAACGACGAAUGAUAGUUCCAGGCAUGCCGUUUUUUCCUUGUUGUCAAGUGCCUUUUCGUGAUAAAUUUUUAAAUGCACGAAGAUAUUAAUAUUGUUCAUUAAAAGUUUGACUACGGAUUCCAAUUAGAAAACAUUAAAGGCAUAAGAUUCGGUAUGUUUAUAAUUGAAAAAACGUAGUCUUGAUACUUUUUGGGGACUCACUACUUUCGGGGGGGUCAAAACUUUCGGGGACUCUCUAUUUUCGGGAUUUAUUAGAAGUCCGAAACUUUUGAAGUUACUUUCGGGGGGUCGCUACUAUGGGAACUUUACGGGAGCAUGCAGGAGUACUCAAAAUGCCGCGCACUACCCUGCUCCGCAUCAGAUUUUUUCCACGAAUUUGUAACGAGAUAUUGAAUAUGCAGUUCAUUCGUUCAUGCCCGGAAUCUCAGCCCACGUUGCUUGGAUUUUAAAUUCAAUAAAUAUCAAAAAUUUGCAACGCUUCUCAACACAAACAGUUUCAAAGUAAGGAUUACACAACUCUCUGACAGCUCUGAGCAAAGCGAGUUGGCGCCUAGUUUGUUCCAUAAUCACUCGCCAGACUGUCAACGUCCGAGCACACGAACUUAAGUCUUGGGCACUGGACAGCAAUUUCGACAAACCAGAAGCAAAUUUAUUCUAGCUUUUGAAAAUAAUUUUUGUAUGAACCAAAAAAAAUGCUGCAUACCUGAAAACGUUAACUUAAGAGAUGCACUCCUUUAUCGCGCCCUUGCAGAAAGCCCCUUUGGUCGACUUUUCCACAGAAUUUCUCUCUGCAGUCACUCUGUAACAUUGUGUAAAUCCUCACAGGAAUGGAGCGGAUGAUCCUAAUCCGCAGCUGUAUGUUAUUGCAGCUGGGUAAGCAGCAUCCAACAUUUGGUAGAUAUAGAAUGAGGGACACAAUAAUAGAUUGCCAUAGACAUACGUACACAUUGACCAGGGAGAUUUAUGACGGUUUGGUAAUUCAUUUGAAGAAUGGUUUUCAAUAGUCAAGGCUUUCUUCUGUAGAUAGUUUUGUCAUGGAAAUCACGUCUUUUUGUCCUCUUUCAGCACCCAUGGGGGUUCUUAACUGUUCCACAUGUGCAGCACAAACUGAAGCAGCGUGUACCGCGCUUCAGACGACAAGAGGAUGUCUCAUGGACCAAUUGUGUCUUACACUGGAAACAGAAACCAGUUACACCAGAGAUUGUUUUCCGUCUAUGGCUUGUUCUUUUCCUUCCGUAAUUUGUGAUAUCAUAAACCAAACUUCCAACGGAACAACUCUGUCCUGUAAUGCACAGUGUUGUAACACCAGUUUGUGCAAUGCUGGAGUCUCACCAGUGAUUCCAACCACUGGAGCCCCCUCAACCGCCGCUCCUUCAACUGCUGCCAUGACAACAGCCGCCCCCACAACAACCGCUCCCGCCCCAACGACUGCCGCCCCAACUACUGCUGUUGGUAAGCCGGUUAAGUAUUCUUAUUUUCAGUUCAGAUGUGGGAGAUAUCUAAUUCUAAAAACUCGGCCCUUUCCUGGGCUGACAGCGAGUACGACGCAGGCAUAUUUAACAAUUGUUGAAUGAGGUCGAAUAUAAUGUGAAGAAUUAUGCAGAUCGAGGAAGAUGUUCUGGAUAAACCCCUCUAAGAUCUGCAUAAUUCUUCACAUAAUACGACAGCCGAAUUCAAUAAUUAGUUUAUAAUUCCUUCAAAAUUUUUCUAAGUUCUUAACAAACUUACCUUCUACUACUACUAUUACUACUACUACUACUACUACUACUACUACUACGUCAAGGCUGUAUUUUAAGUAUUCUUUUAUUUAACCUCUAUAUAAACAAUCUACCAUAUUUAUUCGCAAACACACUAUCUGAUCCAUUUGUUUUUCCUAAUGGAACAAAAAUAAAUUCGCUACAGAGGUAUUGACGCGUGGCGGGUAUAACAACCUUCGGUCACCGUAAUGAACGCUUCCGUAGUCGUUGCUUAAAGUCCGUAGGUUCGAUAAACCGACGGGCGGAAGGACGGCAAAACCGAGAGGACCCUGGAAACCAAGUUGAGCGCGGUACCUCACCUGUUUAGGAUGGUGCAAAAUUUUGUGCUUUUUGCCAAGGACAUAUACCUUACUAUACAUGUAGGGAUAUAUGAACUAACUCUCUUAAAUUUAAGACAGACCAUAAAAGCUUAUUCAGAGCUACCAAACAACCCCCUUGCUAAUAAACAGGAGUUUUCGUUUCCUAAUUAUCGGGACAAAUUAAAACUAGCCAAAGACAUCUGCGGUUUUUUUGUUUGAAAGAUAGAUAGAAUUCGUUUUGAUAUUGAUGCCGUAGACAUCGAUCCAAGCACCCGCAAUGCGCUACCUCUUGAUCAGGAAUUAGAUGCUGCAAAUGCUUUUCAUUACUUCCAACCUCUCUUGGAAAGCGACGUUUCUGCGCUCAUCCGCAUCAUCAGCAUUGACUUUGCUCCUGUCACUGCGGCAACAAAUUUGGGGAAAUGGCUCAAUUCUAACUUGAAUAUCUAGGAACAGAUCCACAACACUUGCAAAUCUGGGUUUUCCAUUUAUACAAUAUUGGGUGUAUCCGAAAGUAUCUGUUCCAGGAAUCUGCCCGCACUUGAGUCCAUGCUUUUAUCAUUGGUCGUAUAGAUUACUGCGACAGCCUUCUAUCUGGUUUAUUGUCUGUUCAUCUACUUAAUAAACUGCAACGCUUGCAGAAUACAGCUACUCAGCUUAUAUCCAAUGUUUCUGGCUACAGUCACAUAACACCGGUACUAUGUUCGUUACAUUGGCCUCCUGUCAAAUUUCGUAUUGAUUUUAAAAUAUUUCUUCUUACUUCUAAAGCUUUCUACGGUCAUGCGCCUGAUUACUUGACCGAUUUGAUUGCUAUUAAAGAACAGCCGCCCUAUUAUCUCCGUUCAGCUAGCGGUCUUAUCUUAAAGUAUCCUAGUUAAAAACUGAAAGAGACUUUGAGGGAUCGUGCUUUUUCAUCUGCUGCCCCUAAUUUAUAGAACAAUCUGCCCCUUCACAUCCGUCUUGAGGACAAUUUUGAAUGUUUUUAAUGUUUACUUAAGACGCAUCUUUUUAGAACAGCUUUUGAUAUGUAAUGUUUUUAACCUACUAUGCAAUAUAUUUAGUGUUUUUAUCUUUAUUUAAUUUUUGGCGUUGUUUACUUUUAGCCUUAAUUAUUAUGCUCAUUUUAGCUUUUAUUUUCUUUUAACAUUUACUUCAGUUGUUACACGCUUUCGAUCAUAUUUCAGAUGGAAAAGGCGCGUUAUAAUUUUUUAAUUAUUAUUAUUAUUAUUAUUAUUAUUAUUGUUGUUAUUCUCUGUUCUACAUUACGUCAUAAAAGUUGGCUUACACUACCAGUUAUGUUAUAUCGCUUCGAGAUUCAUUCUGCCUUGGAACUCUCGCGCACGGCUUUAUUAGGCUGGCCUGCCGCCUCGCAGCCUCUCGUCUUUGCGAGGUUGCUCGUUGGCAAUUAUUAUUAUAUUAUAAUUAUCAUUAUUAUUAUUAUAAUUGUUAUUGUUAUUAUCAUCACACUCAGACACAUACAAUAAUUGGUAAUUACAGGAUAUCUAAUACCAAUAAUCUAUUCUCGUCACUCUCAUUUUGUUAGUUUGUGGCGGUCCACUGAUGGGAGUUUCCGGGUCCUUCACAACUCCGUUUUUCCCUGCCAACUAUACUAAUAACUUAAACUGUGUCUGGACAAUCAACGUUCCACCAGGAAAUGUACUCGUCCUUUCGUUUCCGCCGGAUUUCGCUCUUGGUUCAGGGUGAGUCAUUGCCUCUUCCAAAACCCCUGGAACAGGCUACUUUAGUCAAAUGAAGACCUUGUUAGCAAAAUUCGAAGCGGCACCUUUCACUGGCCGACCCUGUCCUUUAAAUAACAAAAGCUUUUUCAAAAAAUAUAUUGCUAAGUUAGUUUGAGGAUAGUUCAACAAGCAAUACCUUUUUAUUUACAGUUCGGCGAGAUAGGAAUGAAAGCAAUUUUUAUUCAGUAAUACCAAAGGAAGAUUUUGCGCGGAUUUUUAUAAAUCGAAUAGAUUGAACUAAUACUUUUGGAGGCCUUUGGAACUCAAUACCAUGUUUUUCCCUUAUAUAUUGCACAAAGCUCGCUCGAAUAAAGCAUAGAACUUUGAUUCAUUUUAUGACACGUAUAUGGCAUUAUACUUGUAACCUUACUUCAAAUGUCAAUCAUCUACUUAUUUGUUUUUCUCAGAGACACUUUUACUUUUUCCGUUGGUGCCAGUACCUUUACUAUUACCGACGCCGGUUUCCCAAGUGGAGGAGACGACGAUGAACCGUCAUAUUAUGACGAGUUUGUUAACCAAGACAACGGCAAUUUUUAUGAUUAUUUAAAUAAACGCCUCUUUUAUUACUACUAUGACGGAAGACGUCGAAGAGAUGAUGAUGAUGAUGGUCCUAUUUCUGUCCGAUCGAGGAGCCGCCAGGUAGUGAUCCAAGGCUCAAACCAACCGAUAAUGAUCCAGUUCAUCAGCGACGCCAGUGGAACCGCACCAGGAAUUAGUGUUACCUUCACAGACGAAAGAUCUCCAGGUUAGCUUCUACUCUUAUACAGACUUCCUCUUUAUAAAUUUUACUGUUUUGCAUCGGGUUGCAUGGGUUCUUUUCUCGUGUAAUACAGCAGUGUCGCCCGGCAGUGCUAUUAGAGCUCUUACGUUAGGCAGAAAAUUGAACGUAAUUAUGUUCUCGGUUGUUUGCUUAGUUUAAACCUUGGCUAGAAAUUGGUUGCUGUAUUCUUAGUAAAAAUACAUCAACACACAGUAGGGCUUUGAGGAGGCACUUUUAAAACUGCUCUCGAGUUUCCAUUUAUAAAAUAGCCCACCAGGCCAGCCAUAGUGGGGGGUCCAGCAAGGGAAUCCAGUGAAAGGAACAUUGGGUACGCUGAUUCACACCCUGAUCCCAACAUUCAUAGCGGAGCUCUAGCACAUCGGAGCACCAUGGAUAAGAAAGUUUGGUUAUCCAUGCAUCCGAGAAAUUUUGUUAGUCACGUCCAAACCAUAGGACAACCAAUGCGACAUGACCUUUUUUACUUUGGGUGGAGCCUGCAAACUGUGUAUAACUUGGCAACUCGGACUUUUAAAGAGAAAAAAACAACAUCAAAGCCGAUUCUUUUUUUUUCAACUAAUUUUUAAUGUCUACGCCGACAUGGAUAACAGAGAAAGAGCUAGAGCGAGCGAUAAAAAACAAAGCAGACGAAUUUCGAGACCCAAUAUGAAAAUUUUAAAGCAGUCAGGGUGAGAAAAUGAGAAAAUGUUGGUAGCUAGUGAGGUGAAAAUGAGGGGCAGUGAAAAAGAAAGCGAACGAACAGCAACACAAGCAACAGAAUUUUUGGUGAGAACACACGACAUUUCCUCAGUAAAACAUGUAAAUAGAAAGUUUCAGCUUGUAGUUGUGCAAAACGACGACAGAGAAAUGUACAAAAAAGUGUGCUGCACGUGCAAAGUUGUUUCUUAUUGUUAAUAAGACCCAUUGUUUUUCUUUGUUUUGCCGUUCUCGUUGCUUUCUAGUUUUAGCAGCAAACGCUUUUAUUUUGGGCGAGUAAACUAUUAGAGCCUGUUUACAUGGAGGUGGGGGACCCUGGGUAGGUGAGGUAAAAUAUGGCGAGUCACCCCACCUAUCAUGUAAACGUGAUCAAAUUAAAAUGAGAGAUAACAUAGACAAACGGGUUACCCCACCUAAGCGGGUUACCUCACCUACCUGGGGUCCCCCACCACAUUUAAACAGGCCCUUAUUGUAGUAACGAGAGCUUCGCUUUUAGCCCUGGCUAAAUAGCAUAUGUUAGAUCGGAGGGUUAUUUAAAAAAGUACUUAGCGAAACACUUUGAAUUUGGAGUAACUGAGACCAAAGAAACUUAAAUCUUAUGUUACAAGUUGCCUGUUAAUUAACUAUUUGACUUGCUGAAAUAGACAAUUCUGAACAAAAUUAUUUUUAAUUUUGAAUACAAGACUUAAAAGGAUGGAAAGUACUGGCUGCAAUAACAAAAGUCCCUGCAUCUGCCCAUGUACCCUUAGUAAGUUCAUGAAUACAUCGUCACGCUGCUACUUACGGCUAAUUACCGACCCGCGUGACAGGAGGACAUGAUAGAAACAGUAAGGAUCGUCAAAUAGAGGGCGACCGGAUCCUGUAUAACCAACUUUCAACGUAGAAACAAUGCAUGAAGAAUGGGAAUGCUGUCUCCCGGAUAUGGAGAUCCUAUCUUUCCUACCUGUUAAAAAGGGAUAAAACUGGUUUUUGGUGCAAGCGCUAUAGCCAAGGUUGAGGGAGAGAGAAAGGGUUUUUUAAUCAUCUGCGACUAAUGUUAUUGCUUUCAUUAUUAAUAUCUCCUCAUUACUUUAUAAUGAGGAGAUACAGAUGAUACAGAUGACAAGAGAAAACCUUUGGAUGAGUCUUAGUGAAGUGUCCGCCUGUUAAGAGAUUAGGGAGCUUAAGCAACAACGGCAGCGACAGUUACGAAAACGUCACUUAAAAAAAGCAGUCCCGCUGCUUCAAAUUUCAUCACGCCUAUCGCUCAGUUCGGCAGAUGUUGGCAAUUUUUUCUGUAGUUGAAUUCUAAGAGACUGUAUCGAGGUUCAAGAAAAGAAAAAUAAAGUCGUUGUCCUGUGCUCACGUCCUCCACGAAAUUCGGCAUUUUCAUGUCGUAAUCAUGCAGGGACAGCAAAGAAAUGUACAAAAAUGCGUGAUCCACGUGCAAAGUUGUUGUUUUUGCCAAUCUAAGGGCCUGUUUACAUGGAGGUGGGGGACCCCAGGUAGGUGAGGUAGCCCGCUCAGGCGGGGUAUCCCACCUGUCCAUAUAAUCUCUCAUUUUAGUUUAAUCACGUUUACAUAAUAGGUGGGGUGACCAGCUACAUGUUACCACACCUAUCUGGGGUCCCCCACCUCAACCUGUUUUUUUUUUUGCAGUUCUCGUUGACGUCGCCGUCGUCAUUGCUUAAGGUCCCUGAUAAAUCGUGGAGCAAAUUGCGCAAUUAAGUUGUUGUAUUUUAAGUCUUUUGAAAGCUAAGAUGAUCAAGUUAGCCUGACCUUCAAUUGCAGUCUUCUAACAAGAUAAACCGACUUUUUUCCAGAAACAUGAAAAAACAUGAAAGGAAAUGAGGUGUCUGCUUUUGAUUGUAUUAAUUGCCGAGUGAAAAUAAUUUUCAAAACUCAUGGAAAAUGUUGUAUCUACUGCCGUGUAGCACGUCAAGCCUUGCCGUGUUCAAGUACACAGCAGUAGCUCGACUUAGUUUCAAACGUCGUGCUACCGCCGUGCCGAACUCAAUUUAUAAAUUAUAAAUACAUUACAAUAUAUUCAAAAGUUUGCUAAACCGUUUCCUUAUUUGUGUGUUUUGUUUUUGGCAACAGCCGUUCCAUUCGACUGUCAUUGUGUGAAUUAAAUUCGACGUCUGAAACCAAGUCGUGCUAGUGUCUUGCUUCAGUCGAGCUACAGUCGAGCCAGCUUAGCACGGCAGUAGCACGAAGUUUGAAUCAGGCCUUAAAAUUGCAUAAACUGCUCUUACAUCAAAAUAUCAUCACUCUAAAAAUUCAUACCAUACCUUAGUUUGCAAACGCGAGACGGUUGUGAUCCGAGGGAGAAUAUAAUAACUUUAGCCCGUUGUUUUCACGGCGUGCCAGUAUUCAACAUUCGUUACUUUAAAUGAGGCUAUCAUCAGUUAGAAAAUCAAAUGAAAAAUGAAAUUCAUUCCUAAAUAAUGAGUAGAACGCGCGAACACAUUUAAAUAUAUAGAGAGGAUAUUACACGGUGGCGCGAAGAUAUGAAUUUUAUUUUCGAGUGGCAAAACAAAAUUUUACGAACGAGCGCAGCGAGUGAGUAAAAUAUUGUUUUUGCCACGAGAAAAUAAAAUUCAUAUAUAUAUAUAUAUAUAUAUAUAUAUAUAUAUAUAUAUAUAUAAUAAAAUACAUGUCAACAUCUUAGGGCCUGUUUACAUUGAGGUGGCGGACCCUAGGUAGGUGAGGUGACCCGCCUGUCCAUAUAGUCUUUCGUUUUAAAUUGAUUACGUUUACAUUAUAAGUGGGGUCGCCCGCCAAGGCGGGUAGCCCGGUCUGCCAGACGGGGUAACCCUCUCAGCCAGGGUCAAAUUUUUCCAUGUAAACGUUUCAAGGUGGAGUAACCCGCCUAGCUAGUGGCUUUGCAUCAUUGAAGGUAGCUAUAGAAAGCCACAGCACUGAAGGUUGUAGCAGGAGCAGCAAGUGAGUGUAGAAGAGUAUUAAUCCCCUAAACCCCUGACUUUCCAGCAUUUUUCUUGUUUACGUGCUUAGCGAACAUUUAAUAAUCUUGAGAAAGUGCACCUCGGAUAGUUAAUGGUUAGCAUUAAAUUUGGAUACACAUAUCCUUGAUCAUCCCAUUUUAAUUGCAUUUUUUUCUUAAUUUGCAGAUACAGAUACAUCUGGUGAGAGUGGUGGAGAGAGCUCGGAUGAGGAGGAGUUGUAAAAUACGGCGGCUCUAGGAGAUACAAUUGGGGGAGUGCGUCUCCUCAUGAUCAGAACGAGGAUAAAAUUUUUUAAUGAGUCUUGACUUUUAAGCUUUGAUCAAUGUUUGUAAAAAUCGCCUAAACUGAUAUAAUCUGAGUAGUCUAAGGGCCUGUUUACAUGGAGGUGGGGGACCCUAGGUAGGUGAGGUAACAUGUGGCGGGUCACGCCACCUAUCGUGUAAACGUGAUCAAAUCAAAAUGAGCGUUUAUAUGGACAAACGGGUUACCUCACCUACCAGGGGUCCUCCACCUCCAUGUAAACAGGCCCUAAUUACCCUAUUUCUAUAGAGCCCGUGAAAUAGGUAGUAGAAUACUGCGCACCAUUAUGCACUAAUUCCACUGUCAUCCUUUGUUUACUUGUGGCUAUUUUGCACUUGUUGAUAGUAUCUGUUUUACGGCUGAAGUAAUAUCAUUCUAUGUUUUCCCUUCGAAUUAACGAGUAGGUGUAGGGUGUUUUCCAGACGCCAUUCUUUUGUCACAGUGUUGUAUACUACUUUAUUAAAAAGCCUUUACAGUGAAACUACGCUCUGCAGGCUGAAAUUUUGUAAUUCGUGUGGGAAUUGUUAAUACGAGAGAACAUUAAAAUUUAAAGCUCUAUCCAAAGGCCUUAAUGCUUCAGGAAGAGUGAUUG